Boeremia exigua is the source of this 832-nucleotide messenger RNA. RefSeq lists its product as uncharacterized. The coding region runs from base 104 to 526 and encodes 140 amino acids. The transcript is spliced from 2 exons. The record is from RefSeq and is a predicted model, not a curated record. Lineage: Eukaryota; Fungi; Ascomycota; Dothideomycetes; Pleosporales; Didymellaceae.
UGGCUGUAGGACAAUGCUCUCAGGGAUGAAGUAACUUAUAACUUCAAAGCUCACCUCCAAACUCUGAUCACCACACAACCACCUAUUGUCGAAUACCCACACCAUGACCACAGAGUUGGUAGCCCACAUGCGACUUUCGCAUUACAAGGGCCUCUGGAAGGCUCUUUACGGCUCACCUCAUGGCUCUGGAGAGCGUAAGGUGAAGCUUCAUCUUACCUCUGCCCAACGUUGUUGCGUCGUCGAGAUGCCCAUUGUCUGCCACUACGAAGACAACCUACCAGUCCUCACUACCCGGGGCGUGUCGAAGUCAGAGUGGCUGGCCUUCUGUAAACUCGUCUCGGAUGAGAGCGUGUUGAAGGUCAUCUUCUUUGACGAGGACAAGGACUUCCUCGCCAGAAUCGGCGCAGUGGGCGUCAAACCGCCCAAGACCGAUCUGUAUCAGGUCAAAUUCCACUGGCAGGAGGACGAUGAAGUUACUCUCGUUCUGAAGAAGGGCAUGAAGUGGAUCGCCGGGAUUCUUGAGUGAAAUGCAAGGAAGCACGUGCUCUCACCACAAUUCUUCACUCAGAUUUCCGCAUCUACUUAUACCUCGAAAAUCUACAAAACAGACUUUUGGGACGAACAACAAACCUCGACUUGAACUUUCACCAGCACAUUCAAAAUCAGCUACACGAAAACCGUUGGCAGUCAGCAUUAUUGCAGAAGUACAGAUCCUAGCCUCUCUCUGCUCUUGAUCGUUGGCUGUGCCAUCGAAGCCUCAAUCGCCGAAGUAUGUUCUUGGGAAAGGGAAAUUGGUCGAUCUCGUCGCUGGAACAGGAUCGAAGCAACAACG